Prunus armeniaca (apricot) is the source of this 738-nucleotide messenger RNA. The record is from the annotation of a GenBank genome assembly. Lineage: Eukaryota; Viridiplantae; Streptophyta; Magnoliopsida; Rosales; Rosaceae.
AUGGCACAUUAUCAGAAUGUGCCGUUAGGUUUCCGUUUCCACCCCACUGAUAAAGAGAUUGUGGGUUCCUUUCUCCACACCUUGUUGGUCGACAGAAAUCCUUUGAUGCCGCCGUACAGCAACUUCAUCCGUGCCUGCAAUCUCUUCGGCAACAAGUUAGAGCCUUCGGAGAUUUGGAAAAGGUACGGGGGGCCUCAACUUGUUGAUCAAGACUUGUAUUUCCUUUCCGGGCUCAAGAAGUUAAGCCCAAAGCGCAUGGAUCGUAGCAUUGGCCACGGCGGUACCUGGAGUGAAACUGAAUCCUUCAAACUUAUUGAGUACGACAAUGGAAACCCGAACCCCAUUGGCCGAAAACGAAAAUUCCGCUAUGAGAAUAAAGGGUCCGAGGAGCACACAUGGUGGUUACUGGAUGAAUAUAGUCUUUUUGUUGGUCCCAAGAAUGACUACAAUGAUCGUAGUUACGAUUUCGAUUUCGUGAUUUGUCGAAUGAGGAAGAACGACAGGGCCUCGAAAGGCUACUCUUCUAGUAUGACUGGUGGUGAACUAGUGGUCUCUUGUGAUGAUGUUGAUUCGAUUGAUCUGACAUUCUUCGAGAACAAUCCUAUCUUCAACAUUGAACAAAUACUUUGUGAAACCAAAGUGGAGGAUGCUUGCAGCCCAAGUAACUCUGAGAAUAUCGACAGCAGCUACUCUAAAUGGACUGAAUCAUAUAUGGAAGAGCUCAUGGCUUGUAUCUAA